CACCCUCGGUUUUUGUUCUUUUCAAUUAUUCACUAGAGAACUCAACUUUCCCACAAAUGUGAAGAAGUCUUCUAUAGCCAUGUUUCUUGAAUAAAUUACUGAUGAUUUAUGAAAAAUAUUAGAAAUUAGUUUUUUUAUUUUAUUUUAUGAUGUACUCAAACACUUUCAUGGGAUGUUUAAUGACUUAAAAAAAAUAUGAACAAAACAAAGCAAAAGUUUAACAACAACCCAUACAUAAUAACAGCAUAUUUUUUUCAAAAAUAUAUAUUUCAAAAAAUAACAGCAUAUUUAAUGAAAAAGGUUUGUAUUUUUUUUCUUUCAUGUGAAUUCGAUUAACGCUUAGGUGGGCCAGCAAAAUUAUUGUGGGUAAAACUAAAAUUCGACAAAACUUCCAGGGACGAAACAUGACAUUGUCCUCCUUUUUACUCAGAAACGAUGCCGUAUUUGCGCCUAAUAUCGGUGGACUUCGUCUUGUCCAAAAACAGAGGAAGAAGCAAAACAGAGCAUAAACCCCUCACGACCCGAAAACAGAUUCUCAGACUCUUCUUCUUCUUCUUCUUCUUCUUCCUCUUCAUCCUACGAAGAAUGGUGGAUUCAGGGCAUGAUAACGAUAUCAGAUGCCACCAUUGCGCAGGCCCACUUACAAAAACUUUGGAAACGAGUGAAUGGACUGUGUCUCCGUUCAUCAGGGACAGCUUUUCUAUGAUUGGAUCAGCUGUUGGUGGUACUGCAAGUGCAUUCAUUGGGUUUAACCAUGUGAUGCCAAUUGUACGCAAGUGGAUAAAAGGACCCAUGUGGUUACACUUUCUUGUUGGGGCACCGCCUGUUAUAGUUCUUUCGUCUGCCUGUGCUGGACUAGCAGGUGGCACUGUACCGGCGCUGGCACAGCUGGCUUCAUCUUCAUACCAAGCAGCAGUCCUUUCAUCUCAGCCACCGCAGGCAGAGGAGAAUCACAAAAUGCACAAGUCUACAGCAUCAUCUCUAUCUACCAAUCGGCUCUGGUUCCAUAUCUGUGCGACUUGUUUUGAGAGAUCUCGGAGCCAGGUGCAGCGUCUCAGGCACUAUCAACGGCUGCUCUAAUGGUAUUUGAGCAAACAUAGCAGUGAUGGGUUUGAGUCACUUGGGAAAACACAAUCUAGUCAAUCUCUUACUAGAUUACCAUGGAGACUUCUUAGAUAGGAGGUUUUCUCUUACUAGAUCUUUCCACAUCUAGCAACAUGUCUCGGAGUUCAUGAUUGUAAUCGAUAUUAAUAAAUAAAUGAAAUUCUUGAUUA
Brassica napus (rape) is the source of this 1274-nucleotide messenger RNA. RefSeq lists its product as uncharacterized. Bases 436 to 1080 code for a protein of 214 amino acids. NCBI's taxonomy places the organism in Eukaryota, Viridiplantae, Streptophyta, Magnoliopsida, Brassicales, Brassicaceae. The transcript is spliced from 7 exons. The record is from RefSeq and is a predicted model, not a curated record.